UUAUUAUUAUUUAGCCGGGUCUUAAAUAAAGUGAAAAUAAUUUAGAUAUUGUAAAGAAGAAUAUAUUAUGGCAGUACCAGCGGAAAGUAUUAUUAAUUCCAAUAUGAACGAUCCGGUAACUAAAGCAGUUGUCGACAAUAUCAUGGGUAAUUUGCCAACGAAGAAACCUCAUGUACGUUGCAAUGAUUGCGACUUAUCAUUUACUAGCCAAACAGUAUUAGAUACACAUUUGCAAGGCUCACGUCAUGCCAAACAGAUAAGGUCGAAAAAUAUAAUGGCAUCGCUGGAAGAAACUAAAGUUGCAUUUACCAAGGACGCCGACACUAAUGGGCUUAAAUGUAACGUUUGUAAUGUCUGCCUAAACUCCAUACAACAACUACAAACGCAUUUAAAUGGAAGUCGACACAAGAAAAAGGCAUUGAGAGGUGGUUGGUUCGGAAAAGAAGUUGUCACACAAGGUAGUUCAUUGGUUGCUCCUGCAAUCAACAUACAGGAUUCUGGUCCUAUGAAGGCCGUCUCACUGUCAUGUGAUAUAUGCAACAAAUUUUUCAACUCUCCUUCGCAAUACAAUGUGCACAUGAAAUCCAAGAAGCACACUGGCAAAAUGAAGAGAGCUAAGACUCAAAAAAAGAAACGAUUUUCUCCAUAUUGGAAAAAACCGAAAUCCGAUACAAACUCGACCACCGUACAAUCAUUGUCAAAUAAUUUUGUACCGGGUGGCUUUACGAAUCAAACAUAGUGCUAAGAAUUUUUGUUUCAUUCGUAAGGAUAUUAUCUUUUCUUCUUUUUUCUUUUCUUCCCACUCAGGAAGAAUAUAUAUAUAUACAUAUAUAUAUAUAUAUUUAUAUAUAUAUAAACACGCAUAGAAAGAGAGGAAGACAAACACCACUCGCAUAGGAAUACUUUGCGUGUUUUUAUAUAACUCUAAUUGAGUAUAAGAAAAAGAAGAUAAGAACUUGUACAUUGCGUUAACAUAAACGAAUUGAUUUAUGGUACUGAUGAUGAUAUUUAAUUAAGAAUCUUAUCUGGUCCAUUUAUUAUUAUUAAUAUUACUUAUUA
Messenger RNA from Polistes canadensis, 1059 nucleotides. RefSeq names its product zinc finger protein 385B-like. NCBI's taxonomy places the organism in Eukaryota, Metazoa, Arthropoda, Insecta, Hymenoptera, Vespidae. Gene Ontology annotation, molecular function: zinc ion binding; nucleic acid binding. The transcript is spliced from 6 exons. The record is from RefSeq and is a predicted model, not a curated record. The coding region runs from base 68 to 739 and encodes 223 amino acids.